AUCAGCUUUUUUGUAUCGCAGGGUUUUUAUUUCUGGGAGCCUCGUGAACGCGAAAUUGACUGGUCGUGUCAGUGAUGCGCGUCCACGUGAGCUUCUAGUGGUAUUUAAUGGACAGCGGCUGGGAAGUGAACAUCUCCCUGGUGGAAAAAUAACCUAUACAAAGAGAGAAUAAAGACUAUAAAUAAGCAUUUAACCGAUUUUAGAAAGCAAGAGCUAGCGAAACGGAGGUUUAUUGCGGAUUCGCGGAUGGUUUCUUGUAUAUUUUUUGUCCAUCAAAAGGAUUUUACUUGGAUGCGAGACCUUUUGUGAGCAGCUGUGGACACGUUGCGUCUUUUUUUUUUUUUUUUUUUUUUUUUUUUACAAGGAUUGUGAGCCAGGUAUUGUUCAGGGUAUAUUAAUGACGUUGAAAGACAUUGAAGUUUGUCGUGUUGGGCGUUAAGAUGUAACGCGUAAACGCCGUGGUGCACUGUAGUGUGGUGUGGGGUGGGCUGGUGUGGUGUAGGCCACUGACGCCGACUUUAAUCUCCGAGGGCAAAAGUAAAGCUGUUUACAGAUCCGUUUAUUGGUAAGCCUUUGUGCUGUCUCGUAAGGAACAAGAGUGGAAACAUGGAUGGAGAGAAAGUGACCCGCGCGACAGCGCUGUGUGAAUCUGCGUGGCUGCGGCGCUGCCGUGGAAACUAAGCACCAGCGCGGCGCAGGUUUAUACCCGAAACAUCACCAACAGGAAAAACUUUUCCUUUAUUUUCCUCCACAAAUAUGGGUAAAGACGAGUGUAAAACCAUGCUGGACGCUUUAAACAAGGUGACCGCCUGCUACCGGCACCUGGUGUCCGCUUUAGGGAGCACGUCGGAUUCGCAAAACCUGCGUGAAGAGCUGAAAAAGACGCGGAGGAAAGCGCAGGAACUGGCCUCGGCCAACCGGAGCAGACUGACCACGCUGCUGAAAGACAAGAGCAUCAGCAACGACGACCGCGCCGAGUAUGAGCGCCUGUGGGUGCUCUUCACCAGCAGCAUGGAGAUCCUCGAGGUGGACAUGAGGAGGUCGCUAGAGAUCGGGCAGGAUUUCCCUAUUAAGGUGCCAACGCGCCACUUCAUCCAGACCGGCAUGACCGGGAGCACAGGCACGGUGGCGGCUCGAGCCAUGAGCAUGCAGAACCUGAAGUACGAAGCAGACGCUGGCAUCGACACGGCCGAUUUAAAAGAUCUGGAGGCCGAGAUCGCUCAGCUUGAUCAGAUGAUGGAGGAGAUGGAGAUGAAGGUGCAGGUGGCGCCGUGGGCGGUGGAGGCCAAACUGGAAGCGGGCGCUGAACUCAAAUCCACAGUCAGCGUGGGAAACUCAUCCAUCGGAGUCAUUUCCAUCUGCGACGAGGAGCCCAAAGAGGGGGGCGAAGGUGAAGCUGGUGUCAUGAGGAUCUUUGCAGGCAUCAUUUUCACUGUGGUUUUACUCAUUGCAGGCAUUCUGGGAUAUUUGGUCGUCAAUCUUUGAAAAAAGGACCUUAUUAGGAUUGUCUCACACACACACACACACACACACACACACACACACACACACACACACACACACACACACACAGACAAACAAACAAACAAACAAAC
Tachysurus fulvidraco (yellow catfish) is the source of this 1595-nucleotide messenger RNA. Its product is annotated as regulator of G-protein signaling 9-binding protein. The transcript has a single exon. Gene Ontology annotation, cellular component: neuron projection; photoreceptor outer segment. Gene Ontology annotation, biological process: G protein-coupled receptor signaling pathway; detection of light stimulus involved in visual perception. The record is from RefSeq and is a predicted model, not a curated record. Lineage: Eukaryota; Metazoa; Chordata; Actinopteri; Siluriformes; Bagridae. Bases 757 to 1485 code for a protein of 242 amino acids.